GACAACAGAUAAUAUGAUUCCUUUUUAUUGUUACUGCUGUUUGAAAUUUCCCUGAAGGAAGAGGUGGGAAAGAAUCAUACCUUUAGUAAACCAGUUAAACAGGAAGGGAAGCUUCUGACGACUAAGUUACACCCCCUUCGUGUUGAAAGCAUAUAGGUCAUCUGAAUGUGUCUGUGAACAGGAAGAAAUAGGAGACUAUAUCCUUCUAACAAAUUGUGUGUUUCAGUGGGGGUAUGUAGCUUCAGUUAUGAACAAUACUCUUUUGACCCUGGAAAUAUUGUAAAAGUUCUUUGAGGAAUAAGACUGAAGAUAAAAAUCAGCUAUGGCAUAUUUUGGAAGGGUUCCUUUCUUAUAUGAUGAAUAUCAUGAAGGACACACUGGGGACCAAGCACCUUAUCCAGUGUACCAUUCUGAUUCUAAUGGAGACAUCCACCUAGGAUUUGAUCAAAUAGCUGAUGAAGUCAGCAAUGAAUUUUUUUUUUAUGGUUCAUCACAUUCACAUCAUCAUGAAGAACAUUUUUUCACAUCAGACAACUUUGGUCUGAAUGUGCCAGAGAAGCAUUUCUGUGGUCAGCCUCCAGUUGCUUAUGACGAAGUUCACCCUGCAAAUCCAGUAUCUCAUUGGCAACAAGGCACAGUGUCACCAGCGAUUGGUUUCAAGUCUUCUUUACUGUCUGAUGACAGAAACUUCUCUCUGGUGGAUUCCUACCCUUACAGUCAAGAGAGAGAAAUCUUCAGAGGGAAUCAUGUAACUACAGUCCCAAAUGCGUUUGAUUCAAAUGUGGAGAUAGGCAACACAUAUUUUCAGAUAGGUUUUGACGAUGUAGAUGCUCAACGUCCUGUUUUCUUAGACAACUACCCAUUUGCACAAGUGAGAGAAGAAAGCAGAAAUGGGGAGGGUUAUUUAAUCAACAGUUCCAAUAGAUACAGCAUAGGACCUACUUGGCCCAGCAGCUCUGGACAUGACAGAGAGGUUACAGGUUGGUCUAUCCAGCUGGUUGAAGCAAAUCAAGGGAGUAAUGAAAACACGGUUGCUUUUUGCAAUGCAGUGGAGGAAAUCAGAAAUGCCUAUCCUGCUUAUGACUUGAAGACAAACACUGGGAAAAUCUGGAGUGUUACAACAAAGUUCCCAGACCAUAUUCUUGGUGAAUCAAGAUUUAGAAUCAGCAUUUGGACAGAUUCUUCACCAUAUCCUCUGCUUCUUACAAAACAUGCUGGCUGUAUUACUCACAACUUAAUUGCGGAGAUCCUCUGUUGCACAAAUCAAUACCCAGUCCAAGAAGAAUGUCUUCUAAGUGUUUGUGGGUCUGAUGAAUUCUUACAAAAUAAUUGUACUUUGGGCAGCCAUGAGAGUCUUCGCAAGUCAACCACCUGCAUUCAGCUUCGGCUACACGUCACCACAAAUUUGAAACAAAGUUUGGCUCGAACGUACGAGGAUGACCAAAGACAGUUCAGUGUGAAUCAGCUGUUAGAAUAUACUUGUGCUUGGAGACUGACUCGACUGAACCUUGUCUCAGUUAUUAUGAAAUAUAGAGAUCAAGUGGAGCAUCUAUUGCAAAAUGAGCAGCAUAAAGUUGAUAAUGUGAUUGAAGUUGCUAAAGCAAUCUGCAGUAUCCUCUGCUUUGUGGAAACCAGAGACAUUACUGAUGCAGUCAAGAAACUCCUUGCGGUGCCAUUGGUGAAAGCACAGAAUACACUUCAAUGUGUGGAAACACCAGACAAAGCAUUAAUGGAGGCUGCUGUGACUGAGCUCUCCAUGGCCAUCUCUCGUCUCAUCCAUGUUUACAGCAGCAGCUUUGAAACAGAUUUCCAGCUUGCCAGCAUACCUAAAAACCCUUCAUGUGCAGACAUCAGUCUUGAUUCCCAGCUCAGCUUUACGAUUUAUGCUGCCCAUAACAUACCAGAAGUGUGGGUGAACAGUUACAAAGUUUUUUCUUUUUCCUGUUCACUGACCUACGCUGGGAAGACAAUAUGUCAAGUGAAGAUUUGCAAACGUAUACCAGUUAAAAGAUCCUUCUUUUUCCUGGCAGAGUGGAAUGAGAAAAUCAACUUUCCUCUGCGAAUAAAGGCUCUUCCAAGGGAAACUAUACUGAUAAUAAAACUACUCGGAGUGAACAGUGCUUCUAAAAACACAGAGGUGCUUGCUUGGACAUGCUCCCCAUUGUAUCCAAAAGAGCGGCUCAUCCAUGGAACUGUGCUUCUUAGCAUGAAGUUGGACAGCAUACUUCCAGCAUCAAUGAUUACCCCAGGCAUCUGCAGUACUGAUAUACCAACUUCAGUAACGUUGCAGAUUGACUUUCCAGAAACUAAUUUGGAGUUCAUUAAACCUGAACCUGAAGAGAAAAAAGAUCUUGAAGAGCCAACCAAGGAGUGCCUGAAGCAUAUUGCAAGACUUUCACAGGCACAGUCUCUCUUGCUACUCUCAGAGCAACAGAGAAGAAUCUUAUGGUUUUAUCGUUACUACUGCAAUAAUCAAAAUUGCUCCCUUCCUCUGGUACUGGGCAGUGCACCCAGUUGGGAUCGAACAACUGUAUCAGAAAUGUAUUCUGUCAUGAGGAGAUGGAGAUUUUCUAACCCUCUAGAGGCAUUCGGGCUCCUGACUUUCAGUUUUCCAGAUAAAGAUAUUCGCAGAACAGCAGUCCAACAAAUAGAAAAUCUGUCAAAUGAUGAAUUGCUAGAAUACCUCCCACAGCUGGUUCAGGUGCUUAAGUUUGAAUGGAGUCUUGAAAGCCCUCUAGUAAAACUCCUGUUGCAUCGCUCUCUUCAAAGCACACAAAUAGCCCAUCAACUUUACUGGCUGUUGAAGAAUGCACAGAAUGAAAUUCAUUUCAAAAUCUGGUAUCGGAAACUACUGGCUGCUUUCCAAUUCUCUGCUGGAAAAGCCCUGAACAAUGAGUUUUCUAAGGAGGGGAAACUUCUUAGAAUUUUGGAAGACAUCGCUGAAAAAGUAAAAGCUGCCAGUGACCAAAAAAGAAAGGAGGUGUUAAAGAUGGAACUCAGCAGACUUCAGCAGUUCUUCCAGGAGGUAAAGGUUUGUCGACUUCCCCUGAAUCCUGCACUUGUUGUGCAAGGCAUAGAAGCAGAUUCAUGCUCAUAUUUUACAUCCAAUGCUUUUCCAUUAAAAAUUUCCUUCAUCAAUGCAAAUGCUCCAAGUGGAAACAUCAAUAUUAUUUUUAAGAUAGGCGAUGAUCUACGUCAAGAUAUGCUGGUUCUGCAAAUUAUUCGACUGAUGGACAACAUUUGGCUCCAAGAGGGACUGGAUAUGCAAAUGAUAAUUUAUAAGUGUUUGUCCACAGGAAAAGACCAAGGAUUGGUACAGAUGGUGCCAGAUGCUACCACACUAGCCAAAAUCCACAGGAAAUCUGGACUAAUAGGACCAUUGAAAGAAAACACAAUUAAAAAAUGGUUCCGUCAUCACCAUCAGCUGGAGUCAAGUUACCAAGAGGCAAUAAGGAAUUUCUUUUAUUCCUGUGCGGGCUGGUGUGUUGUCACCUUCAUUCUGGGCAUCUGUGACCGACACAAUGACAACAUAAUGCUGACAAAUGCUGGACACAUGUUCCACAUAGAUUUUGGAAAAUUUUUAGGUCAUGCACAGACAUUUGGAAGUAUAAGAAGGGACCGAGCUUCUUUCAUCUUCACAUCAGAGAUGGAGUAUUUCAUCACAGAAGGUGGAAAAAACCCACAGCGUUUUCAAGAGUUUGUGGAGCUUUGUUGUCGAGCAUAUAAUAUAGUCAGGAAACACAGCCAGUUACUCUUGAAUCUGCUGGAGAUGAUGCUGCAUGCAGGAUUGCCUGAACUGAAGAGCAUUCAGGAUUUGAAAUAUGUCUAUGAUAACCUCCGUCCUCAGGACUCAGACCUCCAGGCUACAAGCUACUUUACAAGGAAAAUAAAGGAAAGUUUGGAGUGCUUUCCCGUUAAGCUCAAUAACUUGAUCCACACACUUGCACAGAUGUCAGUGACAGGCUCUGCAAAGCCUCCAGCUCCAGAGACUGUCCCCCAGGAAUGGAUGAUGCUGAACACAGAGAAGUCAAUUGCAAGAGCCACCAUUUUGGGGUUCAACAAAAAGUCUGACUCCCUAUAUCUAGUCCAGGUGGUACAAACCUGCAAUGUGGUCACUUUUGUGGAGAAAUCGUUUGACCAGUUCUCAAAACUUCACAGCCAGCUCCAGAAGCAGUUUCCAUCAGAGGCACUCCCAGAGUUUCCCCACUCAUGGCAUAUACCUUUUGCAGAUCUUGAACAUAAAAGAGUGAAGGAUUUGAAUCUCUAUCUGAAGCAGCUAUUAAGUGGAUCCAUCAAGAUGGCAAAUAAUGAGCUUGUACUCAGCUUCUUCUUGAAUUGGACCAAAAAAACCUUCACAGAAACAUCAUCAUCUGUGACCUUAGGUCCUCAGUCAACUGAUCAUAAGCCUGGAGUACAAUUAGUCAUAUCUUAUGAGGGCACCCGUCUGACAAUAAUGCUGAAACACAUGAGGAAUAUUCGCCUCCCAGAUGGUUCUGCCCCAAGUGCACAUGCUGAAUUUUAUCUUCUGCCGGACCCUGAUGAGGUCAGUCGAAGGAAAACAAGAACGGUUCCAAAAAGCACUGACCCUACUUACAAUGAAAUUGUUGUGUACAACAAAGUCAUGGAGCUCAAAAGCCAUAUACUGAAGCUUGUUGUGAAAAGCAAAGGAACAUUUGUGGGAGCUGUUAACAUUCAACUGAGUAGUGUCCAGUUAAAUGAAGAAAAAUGGUAUCCACUGGGAAACAGUGUAAUUUAAAUGUUGUCUAAGACAAUUCAAUUAUUUAUCCACUAAUGUUUCUUUAUUCCAUUCUCCAUAGUACAUUUUGUCUCAGUUGCCCUUGAGAAUAUGCGUCAUCUGCUGAUCUUAACAUUUAUAAUCGUAAGGCUAUUGUCUUAAAAUUGCUACCUUCUUCUUACAACAGAUUCCUUCUUGUGUGAGUUUAAGAAAUCACAUGCUGUAGCAAGCAACUUGUAGCUGCAUGCAGGUAUUCUUAUGACAGCAAUAAAGAUUUUAGUUUUAUUCAUAUGAAAUAGUACACUAAAACUUCCGAAUUUAGUACACAUCAAGCAUGAGUCAGAGCGUAGUUCUUUGUCUACUAAUUCCACUAAGUGUGUUGAAACAAUGCUGAUAAUGGUGCAAUUUAUCAUUGACCUCUGUGACCCACUGCAUAUGACAAUUUACCAGAGAGAUUCAUGGAAUGGUUUCCUGGGUGCAAAUACAUUUCAGAAGUCUAGCAGAUUUCAUAUUAAAUCUUACAAAAUCCAUACCUUUAAAAACAAACAAUAAUAAUUAAAAAAGAAAUAGCAACUUUGCACUUCAGACAUUUUGUGCUGUAUAUGUUGGUGUGCUUUUAAGUGUUUAUAUAAUGCAACUUUAAAUCCAGGAUAUUAAUUUGUCAAUAGGAUACUUCCAACAUUUCUUUCAUUCUGACAUCGGAGAACCAGACACAACUGGUCAAUUUUGGGAAGAAAGGAGGAGGUAGGGGCUAAUCACAAAUAAAUAAAGCAUUGAAUAUGA
Anas platyrhynchos (mallard) is the source of this 5518-nucleotide messenger RNA. RefSeq names its product phosphatidylinositol-4-phosphate 3-kinase catalytic subunit type 2 gamma (gene PIK3C2G). Gene Ontology annotation, molecular function: 1-phosphatidylinositol-4-phosphate 3-kinase activity; 1-phosphatidylinositol-3-kinase activity; phosphatidylinositol binding. Lineage: Eukaryota; Metazoa; Chordata; Aves; Anseriformes; Anatidae. Gene Ontology annotation, biological process: phosphatidylinositol-mediated signaling; phosphatidylinositol 3-kinase/protein kinase B signal transduction; phosphatidylinositol-3-phosphate biosynthetic process. The record is from RefSeq and is a predicted model, not a curated record. Gene Ontology annotation, cellular component: cytoplasm; plasma membrane; phosphatidylinositol 3-kinase complex.